AUGUACGGCGACGUGUUCAACGCCACGGGCGGCCCCGAGGCGGCGGUAGGCGGCGCGCUGGCCCUGGCAGCCACGGUCAAGGCGGAGGGCGCCUUGCCGCUGGAGCUGGCUACCGCGCGCGGGAUGCGGGACGGCGCGGCCGCCAAACCCGACCUGCCCACCUACCUGCUGCUCUUUUUCCUGCUGCUGCUCUCCGUGGCGCUCGUCGUCCUCUUCAUCGGCUGCCAGCUGCGCCACUCGGCCUUCGCCGCGCUGCCCCACGACCGCUCGCUGCGGGACGCCCGCGCGCCCUGGAAGAUGCGGCCGGUGUAGCAGCGGAGCCAGCCAUGCCGGCAGGCGCCGGGUCCCGGCCUCGCUACGAGCCGGGCAGCGUGCACCUGACGGCCCUGGGAACACUGCACCCUGACCUCAACACCCUUCCCGCCCUGGAGGAGCACCCGGGGCGUCAAGGGAGUCGGAGGCGUUAAGAGGCAGCAAAGGGUCCCGAUCCUCGUGGCCGCGGCGCACUAAGGUUCUGCUCCCUGACGGAGCCUCUCUUAUCUGGACAGCGGGCC
Hippopotamus amphibius kiboko is the source of this 554-nucleotide messenger RNA. RefSeq names its product small integral membrane protein 32 (gene SMIM32). The record is from RefSeq and is a predicted model, not a curated record. The coding region runs from base 1 to 312 and encodes 103 amino acids. The transcript has a single exon. NCBI's taxonomy places the organism in Eukaryota, Metazoa, Chordata, Mammalia, Artiodactyla, Hippopotamidae.